GGCGGCGCGCGGCUGACCGCCGGACGACUGCGCUCCCGUGCUCCCGCGGUCUCGCGACCCAGUGCAUUCUGUCGCGGACGCAGCUAGGGCACACUCGGCCACGACUGCCGUCGCCUCGGUCCUAUCGCUACUUUACGACGUAUUCCCGCCAAAUAUUUUAAUAUACGUGUAAUACGUCUUUGCGUUUCAUGGCAUAAGUGCGCUAUUUUGUUUUGUAAUGCGUUGUUUUAAUGUGUUUUUGAUUCUUUUGUUUAUGUUUUUACCGAAGUCGACGGAGGCGAUUCGAUGGCUGGCGCUGCACGAGAGCGAAGGCAACUGGACGGAGGUUGACUGCGCGACGGCGAGGCGCGAUGGAGCGCUGUGGGCCGGCCAGGCUCGCGCGUGCCGCCGGCAGCCCGGCGCGAUGGCGCACGUGGCGGCGGCCGCGCGGCUGACGCGCGCCGCCUGCCUCGCCGCGCACGCCGGAGACCGCUGGAACUGCACCGCCAUCGAGCGCGCGCCCAACUACUCGCCGGACCUGCUCACCGGUACCCGCGAGCAAGCGUAUGUGUACGCGAUGUCCGCAGCGGCGUUGGCGUGGUCGGUGGCGCGCGCGUGCGCGGCGGGCGCGCUGCCGGCGUGCUCGUGCGCCGCGCCGCCGCGCGCGCCGCCCCGCCCGCCGCGCCAGGCGCACGUCACACCCACUGAGCCGCACGCGAGGUUCAAGUGGGGCGGCUGCGGGGACAAUUUUCAGUGGGCUGAGAGAUUUGCCAAGCAAUUCAUAGACAUGCAUGAGAUUGACGUUCGGGAUGGUAAAUUGGAGGAGUUGAUCGAAGUGGAGACGACUACCACCGAGCUACCGAGCACGUUGGAACCGAGCACGCCGGCGCCCGUGGUGAUCCUCGUGGACGACCAGCCAGCGCCGGCGCCCGACAACGCCAGCGUGACGGCACGCCCGCGAAAAAAGGGACGCCGUGGGCGUAAGCGGCUGCCGCGCUCGCCUCGCCGAGGCAGGCCCACGAGGAAACGGUUCAGACCAAGAUACGAUUUUGAGGAUCGGAGUUCCAGAUAUCGUAACUUGGAGUAUCGCAUGGCCGCCGACGACCCCCGCUUCGACCCGCAGGUGGACUUGCGCACGAGACUGCAGCGCCUGCGCCCGUUCAUCGCCUCCGCCAAUCUCAUCAACGUCCGUUUUGGCAGAAAGGCAGUAUCAUUAGCGAUGCGCACCAAGUGCACGUGCCACGGCGUGUCAGGGUCGUGCUCGGUGCGCACGUGCUGGCGCGCGCUGCCUCCAUUGGCGCGCGUAGCGGCCGCGCUCGCGGGCGAGGCGGCGCGCGCCGGCCCGCUGCGCCCGCGCCGCCGCGCGCGGCGCGCCAAGCCGCGGCUCCGCUACGUCACACCCAGCCCGGACUACUGCGAGCCCGAUCCUGCGGCCGGCUCACUUGGCACACACGGAAGGCGGUGCAACGCAAGUGCAGGCAACGCCGCAGGCGGCUGCGGGCGGUUGUGCUGCGGGCGCGGGCGGCGGGCCGUGCGGUCCACCCGGCUCGAGCGCUGCCACUGCCGCUACCACUGGUGCUGCCGCGUAGACUGCCAGCUCUGCCGUAUCACCUCGGAGGAUCACUAUUGCAAUUAAAGACGUAAUAUCAUUCCCUUUAGCAGACGUAGCAUAAGCAUUGUCUUGUCUUAUUUAUUUGUCCUUGUCUGGCAGUGACGGAUUUGCAGACUUUGCCGCCCUAGGCCCCAGGCCUUAUAGCCGCCCCUUUCGCAUCACCUCUCAUAUAGACUCGGGGCCUUAGGCCAAACCCGCCACUGCAAACUGUACUAAGCUGCAGCGUAUGUUGUGCUGUGUCUUCGGCUACGGUACGGUAUGGUACGGCUUCGGCUUCGGGUGCGGUACCCGUGGCAUAACCUAACCUAACCUUUACCUAAAGAAGGAUACCUACGAGUUAAUUUUCAAGUUACUUAAUUAACCUACUUAUGUCAAACGUUGCUUCAGGUGAAUAAUCAUACUAAUAUAUAUUAUUCAUUUGUAUAUGAUUAUGUGAAAUAUUUUGCAUUGAAAACCAAAGAAUUCCCAGUUACAGAUAAUUCGAUAUUCUUAUUUUAAAUGUUAGCUAGUCAUGUUUCAGAAUAUUUGUUAAUACCUAAAUCGUAUUAAGUAAGUACCUUUUAAAGUAAUUUUCUUAAUACCUAAACAAAUCGUAUGAUGAGUAGGAAGUACCUAUUUUAUACUUUACUGUAGGUACCUCUAUAAUAUAAGAUAUGGUAGCCCUGUAGGUGUAGACUGUAAUACGAGUAUUAGUGUAAAAGACGUAGCAACACGUUAAAUAGAUGCAAAUUAUUUGCUGUAGGUACUUAGGAUUAAAAGAUAGUUUUGAUGUAAGUAAAUUAACUUUCAAGUAUUCCGUAGUUUUAGGCUUAGACAAUAGAUAUAUAUCGACAAUAAAGAAUUGUUAAAGUGUUGUACUAGUAUUAACGUAUGCUAUAAAUAUGGCUUUUAUGCUAAUUACAUAACUAAUUAUAAGCUAGUUCUCGUAACGUCGUUCAUGUUCAUAACCAAAUAAUAAUAUAAUAAGGUAUUUUAUACAAUCGUGAUAAAAUGGAGAGCUUUCAGUCGAGUAUCUUGUUAAGGCCACGCAACAUGCUGAGUGGCCUUAGGUAGGUACGAGAUUAAAAAGCUAGAUUACAUUAUACCACUCUUGUAUACAAUACUUUUUCUACAAGUCAACAAAAAUAAUACUUUUAACUAGUAGCAUUUGUUUUUGUGAUAGAUUGUAAACUUUGAACUUAAAUCAUCCAUCAUUUUCAAAUUUUACACCGAAAUAAAAAAAUGUCUCACUUCCAAUCUGAUAUGUUGUAAAUAAAGUUCGUACUUAGAA
Cydia fagiglandana is the source of this 2861-nucleotide messenger RNA. RefSeq names its product protein Wnt-5-like. Gene Ontology annotation, cellular component: extracellular region. Gene Ontology annotation, biological process: cell fate commitment; canonical Wnt signaling pathway; multicellular organism development. Lineage: Eukaryota; Metazoa; Arthropoda; Insecta; Lepidoptera; Tortricidae. Gene Ontology annotation, molecular function: cytokine activity; frizzled binding. The coding region runs from base 218 to 1615 and encodes 465 amino acids. The transcript is spliced from 8 exons. The record is from RefSeq and is a predicted model, not a curated record.